AAAUGAACAUUUUUCAUUUUUCACUUAAGAGGUGGGCACCUUUAAUUUUGCCUCAUGUAUUAGGGACAAUUACCCCAAAAUUUUAUUAGACUUCAUAAAAAGGAUUUGAGGUUUAGGAAUAGCAAUUUAAAUCAGAAACAGGUGUUGGCUAUGGCCGCCGUCGAUGACAAUAACCCAAACAAAGCCCUCACCACCACCAGGUUCUCCGACCUCGACCCGCCGCUCUCCCAACCAGUGCUGGAAGCUCUCUCCGCCGCCGCUUUCGAAUUCUGCACACCGGUUCAGGCCGCAACCAUACCCUUGCUAUGCACCUACAAAGACGUUGCAGUCGACGCCGCCACAGGCUCUGGGAAAACCCUAGCCUUCGUCCUCCCCCUCGUCGAAAUCCUCCGCCGCGCCGCCCGUCCCAAACUCCACCAGGUAGUAGGAGUAGUAAUUUCUCCCACUAGGGAGUUGUCAUCACAGAUAUUUAAAGUUGCAGAGCCGUUUAUUGCGACAUUAUCAAAUGUUAGGCCAGUGCUAUUAGUUGGGGGAGCUGAAGUGAAAGCUGAUAUGACUAAAAUUGAAGAGGAAGGGGCUAAUUUGUUAAUUGGGACGCCUGGACGACUAAAUGAUAUAAUGGAGCAUAUGGAUAUGCUGGACUUUCGAAACCUGGAGAUAUUGAUCCUGGAUGAAGCUGAUCGGUUGUUAGAUAUGGGAUUCCAGAAACAGAUAAGUUCAAUCAUAUCUCGCUUACCGAAGCUUCGUAGGACUGGCCUUUUUUCAGCUACUCAAACUGAAGCAGUUGAAGAGCUGUCUAGAGCAGGAUUAAGAAAUCCCGUGAGGGUAGAAGUGCGAUCCGAAAUAAAAAGACCAAAGGAUAUAACCUCUUCACAACAAAUUGCCUCUUCAAGAACUCCUUCAGGGCUUCAAAUGGAGUAUUUUCAAUGUGAAGCAGACCAGAAACCUUUACAGCUGGUCGAUUUCCUCCAUAAAAACAAAACCCAGAAAAUAAUUAUUUAUUUUAUGACUUGUGCCUGUGUUGAUUACUGGGGAGCUGUACUUCCACGACUUUCCUUAUUGAAAGGAUUCUCUUUGAUCCCUCUUCAUGGAAAGAUGAAGCAGGCGGCCAGGGAGAAGGCAUUAGCAUCAUUUACAUCUCUUUCAAGCGGCAUUCUUCUUUGCACUGAUGUAGCAGCUCGUGGGCUUGACAUUCCUGGUGUUGACUGCAUUAUACAGUAUGACCCCCCACAGGACCCCAAUGUGUUCAUACACAGAGUUGGCCGAACUGCCCGGAUGGGACGACAAGGAACUGCUAUUGUCUUCUUGUUGCCAAAGGAGGAAGCAUAUAUAGAAUUCCUUAGGAUAAGGAGAGUUCCACUCGAAGAGAGACAAUGCUCUGAUGAGGCUCCCAAUAUCAUACCUCAGAUACGUUUAGCAGCCAAAAAGGACCGUGAAAUUAUGGAGAAAGGAGUCAAGGCCUUUGUAUCUUAUGUCCGUGCUUAUAAAGAACACCAAUGCUCUUUUAUCUUCAGGUGGAAAGAACUUGAAAUUGGGAAGUUGGGGAUGGGAUAUGGUCUGUUGCAGCUCCCUUCGAUGCCUGAAGUAAGACACUACUCUCUGUCCACCCAAGGUUUUGUUCCAGCUGAAGAUAUAAAACUGGAGGAUAUCAAGUACAAAGAGAAGUCUCGUGAAAAGCAAAGGAAGAAAAACCUGGCAGCGAAGCAGGCUGCAAAAGAGCAAAAGCAGCAGGAGUCUAAAGCAAAAACAAAUGCUUCGAGCUCUGUGGCCACGAGUAAGAAAACAGCCAAACAGAGACGUGCAGUUCAAUCAACAGAAGAUGCAGAUGAUCUAGACCGGGAUUAUCGCCUACUGAAGAAGUUGAAAAAAGGCAGGAUCGAUGAAAAUGAGUUUGCAAAAUUAACCGGAACUGAGGAUCUAUGAUACUUCUGAUUAGGAAUCAGUGCCUGGAUACAAUCAGCCCAAAUGGAUGCCCUUGCUGUUGGAGAUGCUUACGUAUGCAAGGUAAGAUACUAACAUCAUAUCUAAACAAGGCGGUACCUUUGAGACAAGCUGACAAGAUUAACAAUAUUUGCAAUCUUAUUGCAACUGGGAUCAGCUUUGUUUCAUUGAUGGCUUCGAUCCAGAGUCAUUAGCAUGAUUUGGAUUCAACUUGAGCUGAUCAUUUUUGUAGGAAUACUUCCCAAGAUUUUAUAGAUUGGGUAGGAGAAGUUGGAUUUUUGUGUCUUAAUUUGUACUUUAGCCUGGUUUAAUUGUAUCGAGGAAAGUUUUCUACUUCCUACUUUCCUUUUCUCUUUUUAUUAGUGUAUUCACUUAAUUAUGAUUACAUAGAAAUAUAUAGUUCCAAUUCAAAAAAAGUUGAAAUCAACGCCGUAAGAACAUGGGUAUUGUAUACAUGGCUUCAUUUUUUUUCCACGAUAGAGGACUUUUUAUUGUUUUGUCCUGGACCUUUAA
Molecule: messenger RNA, 2454 nt
Organism: Salvia miltiorrhiza (redroot sage)
Lineage: Eukaryota; Viridiplantae; Streptophyta; Magnoliopsida; Lamiales; Lamiaceae
Product: DEAD-box ATP-dependent RNA helicase 18
Exons: 11
Coding region: 151-1923 (590 amino acids)
Cellular component (GO): nucleolus
Molecular function (GO): ATP binding; nucleic acid binding
Source: RefSeq, a predicted model, not a curated record